GUCUGGUAUACACACACAUAUACCCAGCUCCUCUUCUCAUCCUCUUCCUCCUCUUCUUUUUCUUCAUCCUCCUCCUCCUCCUCCUUCAGGGCCUUCGUCAUUAUUAUAAUUUUUAUUGUUUUUCCUCGACCUUCGCAUCGUUAAUUAAGACAGAAAUGAAGGUGGCGUCGGGCGUGGUGGUGGUGACAGUGGUGGUGAUGGUGGUGGUGGUGCAUGGCGAGGAUGAGGUGGUGGUGCGAUAUGAUACACCGGAUCAACACCACUUCCAGAACGGCAAGGCAGGAAAGCACGUGACCGGCGUGUACGGGUGGACAUCCCCAGAGGGCUACCACUUCCUCGUGCGCUACAUCGCUGAUCUCGAGGGAUAUCGUGUCACUGAGUCAAACGCCGUGCCCGUCAACGCUGCAGGGACGCUAGCGGACGGCAGGCAACGCGCGCCCCUCCACGGCCACGCCCACGUUCCCGGAGACCUGCCUGACGAAGAUACGGGCGGCCCCUGAUGGUGGUGUGGGGAGGGAUGGUUGGGGGUCAGGGAUGAGGGAUGUGAGUGUUUUAAUAAAGAGUGCAA
Messenger RNA from Portunus trituberculatus (swimming crab), 568 nucleotides. RefSeq lists its product as uncharacterized. The record is from RefSeq and is a predicted model, not a curated record. The transcript has 3 exons. Bases 156 to 500 code for a protein of 114 amino acids. NCBI's taxonomy places the organism in Eukaryota, Metazoa, Arthropoda, Malacostraca, Decapoda, Portunidae.